This is a messenger RNA of Monopterus albus (swamp eel), 2810 nucleotides long. RefSeq names its product cytochrome b5 reductase 4 (gene cyb5r4). The transcript is spliced from 15 exons. The record is from RefSeq and is a predicted model, not a curated record. NCBI's taxonomy places the organism in Eukaryota, Metazoa, Chordata, Actinopteri, Synbranchiformes, Synbranchidae. Gene Ontology annotation, biological process: superoxide metabolic process. Gene Ontology annotation, cellular component: endoplasmic reticulum; cytoplasm. Gene Ontology annotation, molecular function: cytochrome-b5 reductase activity, acting on NAD(P)H; heme binding. Bases 337 to 1881 code for a protein of 514 amino acids.
CGUCAGAGUAUGAGACAGUGUUUAUUGUAGUCUUUAUUGUGGCGAAAUAUUAAAGGCAAGAAUUAGCUUGAACUUAAUCAGUAGGUAUAGAAUAACUUGUUGUUUUAAGGAACAUAAGACAUUUUUAUGGAAAUUUAACGUGACAAGUCAUAACUUGCUGUUAUGAGUAAGGUUUCAACAGCGCAAUAUCUUGUUAGCUUAUUUUAGAUUAGCCUCACAGCUAAUGAGCAUUGCUCAACAUAGCUUUGAAAGGGAUGUGUUACAUUAAGGGAAAAACCUGCACCAGUAACCCCUAGUAGCCCAUAAGACUGGGACUGUCUCCGAAGCGUUCACAACAUGCUGAACAUUCCAACCCAGUCCUUCCCUGCACCGAGCUCCCAGCAGCGGGUCGCUCCGUCCGGACAGUCCGGAAGGAACAAGGUGGCCUUGAAGCCUGGUCACAGUUUAAUGGACUGGAUCCGGUUUUCCAAGAGUGGGAAAGAUCUGACCGGGCUCAGAGGACACCUGAUUGAAGUAACGCAGGAAGAGCUGCAGAAACACAACACAAGAGAUAACUGCUGGAUCUGCAUAAGAGGUUUGGUUUACAACGUGACUCCCUACAUGGACUACCACCCUGGUGGAGAAGAGGAGCUGAUGAAGGCAGCCGGGAUAGAUGGCACCGACCUAUUUGACCAGGUCCAUCGAUGGGUGAACUAUGAGUCUAUGUUGAAAGAGUGCCUGGUGGGCAGGAUGGCUACUAAGGCCACCGCAGCUAUUAAAGCACUUAUCACGUCUUCACCACUGACUGACCUUGCUCAGCCUACCUUGGUAGCUCCUACCCCAGACAAAGAUUCCCAGCCUCGAUAUGAUUGGUUCCAAACGGAUGUGACAGUUCAUCUAGUUGUUUAUGCCAGAAGAAAGAUCCCCAGCCCAGGUUGUACCAUUGUUGACCUUAAGGCGGGUGUACUACGACUGGAAGUGCUGCUGGAGAAAAUGUCCUACAUGUUACAUUUACGUCUAGCUGGUGAAGUUGAGGGAAAAGUUUCUGUCCACACUGCUUUCUCAGCGGGAAAGAUCCAGGUCAGCAUACACAAGCAGGAUAAAGCAAAAUGGACAGUUCUUGGCCAACCACUGGAAUUCCACAAUACAUUUCAAUGCAAAAAAGGCAGAGCUCCCUACUAUCGAGACUGUGUGCUGUUGUCAAAAACGGAGGUGAAUCAUAACACCCAUGUGUUCAGACUGCAACUCCCACAUGGGACAGUCAUGCAUGUGCCUGUUGGAAAACACGUCUACCUCAAAGCCCUCAUUCAAGACACAGAGGUAGUGAGGCCAUACACUCCAGUAGAUCAGACUAUGGCAACAGCCUCCCAGGACCCAGACCUCUACCUCAUGAUCAAGGUCUACCCUGAUGGAGUAUUCACCCAGCAUCUCAACAACCUGCGCAUUGGAGACCAUAUAUCGGUUAGUGGGCCAGAGGGUACUUUCAGUGUCCGCCCUCUUUGUGAUGUCACAUACCUUUACCUAUUAGCAGCAGGCACAGGAUUCACACCCAUGGCUCGCCUCAUCCGACUGGCCACACAAGACAUUGACACCAUCAGAAAAACCAAGCUGCUUUUUUUUAAUCGACGGGAGGAGGACAUUCUGUGGCGCUGUCAACUGGAUGAACUGGCUGCUAAUAAUGAGAGAUUUCAGGUGGAGUUUGUCCUCUCUGAGCCCUGUGAAAGCUGGACUGGCAGAAAGGGUCAGGUGGAUGGCUCCAUGCUCCAGGAUUUCCUGGACAAGCCAGAUGGGUCCCAAUGCUUUGUGUGUGUUUGUGGCCCUACUACCUUUACAGAGCUAACAAUAGGGCUGUUGAAGCAGCAGGGCUUCAAUGAAGAAGAGCUCCAUGCCUUCCAGGGUUGAUGAGCUCUGCCUCGACUCAACUCCGUCCUGUGUGCGUGGGAGAGUCAAUUUUAAUUUAUAAAGCUGUGUUUUUGAAACAUGAAAGAAAUAUUGUAUUUCUAUGCACCAAGAACCUGAUGCUGAUUCCAAACAAACACACACCAGGCUUUGCUGGGCUAUUGAGAAGUGCUGUUAGAUUUUUAUGAUUCUUGCUGGUUUUGGUCAGUGUCUGGAGCAAAGUUAAGAGUUCAUGAGAACUCAGUUGAAAUGUUAUACAGGUGUGUAAAAAAUAAAGGCAGUUAAAUAUGCUAAAGACAGAGGAAUACCGAGGUUAUGUAAAUUGAUGAAGUAAAUGCAAUAUAAAAUGAGAAUGAACAUGCAGCUGUGUUGCAGAGAAUUUUUGGCAGACACACGACUUAAUGUUCCUGUUAAUUGGAUACAGGUACAUUCGAGUUCUAACCACUGCACUGAAAUAAAAUACACUAUGGUGACAUACUGUAUGUAUGCAUUCUGCAAACAUUAGUCUCUUGUUCAUUAAGACUGGAGCAUUUUUUAAUUAUUGCUCUGUUUAGAGUCUUGAACCACCUGAUUUAUAGGGCUCUGUUCAGGUGGUGUGGGAAAACUUAACCCAGGGCUAGUCAUGGUCCAAUUGUCAUCUGCACAGUGCUCUUAUUUGCUGUUAAAAGUCACUCUGUCUAAACAGUCUGUUGCAAAGUAUCAGAUUUAUUGAGGACAACAUCAAGAACAUCCCAAUGGCAUCUGUUUCCUGUUCAUGGAAAUACUACAGAGCUUGAGACAUUCUUUUUAUACCCUUAUAGCUCAUCCUUGUCUUUCCACCUGAAUCCCUGACCUACUGAGGGAUAUACUAUUAUUUCAUUGGUCAGUAUAGAUUUCUAAAAAAAAAAAUAAAGUGCCUAUAAAAAGUAUUCACCCUCCUGGAUUUUUUGCCC